Molecule: messenger RNA, 2624 nt
Organism: Cimex lectularius (bed bug)
Lineage: Eukaryota; Metazoa; Arthropoda; Insecta; Hemiptera; Cimicidae
Gene: lin
Product: protein lines
Exons: 2
Coding region: 488-2260 (590 amino acids)
Source: RefSeq, a predicted model, not a curated record
AUCCUCCACCAAAGGUCCAUUCUUGAGACCCCCAGAGCGCCUCACGUCCGUGAGAAAGGCUUGGUAUUCCGAGAGGGGGUAGACGAGCAAUAUGGCGGAUGUCGAGUGUGUCAGAUUGUUGUGUUCAUUAACGUAGCUAAACAAUACCAGUUUUCUUUGUUUUAAAGUUGGUCCGGUUUCGGGUUCUUCGGGUCAGUUUCGUCUUCUUCGUCAAUCCGGAGACUCUUUCUUCGUAUACCCGGUUUCCCGUCUGUCCCAGGACCGAAAGGCCAACUAGGAUCCGUUUCGACUAUUUGAAGCUACACCAGAAUGUUUUGUUCUUGAAUUCCCGACAAAGGAUAUCCAAAACAGGAUCCACUGUGAUAGAUGUAGUUGAUGUUUUUGUGAGGCAGCAGCUCAAUGAGUAAUCAACAUCCAUUCAAAAAAUAUGCCCUGCUUAUACAUGUGAUACUGGUGAUAGAAAUUGGAUAGUUGUCGGCUUGCAUUGAUGGUGCUUACUAAAGAGAAGUCUGCGCCAGUCGCAGUGAUGGACGAGCCGGUGAAGAAAAAGAGCAAACUGUCUGAAGAGAACAACAACAAUGACCUGGAGACUUUGCAAAAGAAACUCUUGGGCCAGUGCCUAUGCACCAUGCCAGAAAACCUCAUUUGGAAGCCUUUCCGAGGACUGAAGCUGCUUAGACACGAGGACUCACAUGGAUAUUGCGCAUCCUACAUUGCAAACUGGAACAGGGACAGGACCUUAUUGUUUGUUAGUUCAGUGCAGUUACUCUGUGAAGUGGCAAUAAGACAAAAUACCCGUGGAUUGGUAUGUUCAAAAAUUGUGGACACUUGCGAAGCAUUGAUAAGAAAUGAGUACGGCCUCGUGGAAUACCUUAUCGAACUUUCAGCACACUCAGACAGAUACGUCAGUUACGUUUCUGGAAGAGCGCUUUCAGCAUUUCUCAUGGUAUCUCGAGCCCAUGUCGAUCCCAGAUGGCUCGACAGGCUCACCGAAAAUGCACUUUCGACCUCCCAUCCACAAAAAAUGGCUUUCUCUUUGGAUGUUAUGAAAAGAGUGACUGAGUGGAAAGACUGUGAUGAACAUCCCCUUGAAGAAAGAGAUGUUCAACUGCCUCCUUUGUGCCAUGUAUUAAGUGUAAGUGACCCAGACAGUUUGGACAGCAGCCAAAUCAAGUGCCUUUGCAUUAAAGCUUUGGAGGCGAAAUGGCCAGCGAUCGUCAGUAGGUUUGAUAGAUUGUUGGCGACAUCGCCGGCUCAAAAUGAUUCGACGGUUAUAACAUUUUUAGGCCUUUGGGAGGCUAUAAUAUCUGUGAAGGCAAAUUUGUCGAUCGUGGAUACCAAACCUUUCUACGCUCAUUUGGCCAAUUUUGUCGCGUUGUUGAACUCAGGUGUGUCACCAAUUGUUUGGAAGCAUAUGCUAGAUCUUUUCAAUGAAGUUUUAUGCUAUGGAAGUACUUUAGCUUUACAAGAUAUUUUAGCUGAAGAGCCUUGCUCACUGGCGCAUUUAAUAGUGCGCAGUGUCAAAGAUUGGAGGCUACUCGAAGCUAUUCCUUUUCGAGGAGGAAGUGGCAGGUUUGGGGGAGGAUCAGGUGACGGUGAUAAACCAUUGCUUCAAAAAGCUGUUUUGCUCGUCCUUAAAGCAGUCGCAGUGACAGUAAAGGAAACAAGGUGUGAAAGCUCAAGCGACAGUUCAGUAUGUUCAGAGUCAGAAGACGCAGAUGCUGACAUGGCCGUGAUCGAAAGAAGCAUAAGGGAAGUUUUGAGACAAUUGGACAACUGUGUCAAAACUCUUUUACCUUUUCAUCCGGAAACCCCUCUGGCACAGUGGGUUGUUCAGUUGUUCUCAGACCAAGAUGAUGCCUUGAUAGAAGGAAUGGUGUGCUGCCUAGAUGUCAGCGUUGGUCUGUUUCACAGAGAGAACGCUUCUCAAGACCUAAGGAGGGCUUUAAGCCCGGCCAUUUCAUUAGCCCAAUUCUUGCGAACGGUCUCACAUGGUUCAGACGUGCUGUUGGAUUUCCUUGUGUCCAACGAAACCUGUUUCCUUCUUUACCUCCUCCGGUUGUUGAAGUACAUAAGAAGGAACUGGCACGAGUUUGCCUCAACUUGUGGGAAUGAACUGAGUGAUAUUAUGACUGUGUUUACACGCCUUCGUCUUGCCAUAGAAAGGCUAAUUGCUAGGUCUCUCUUCCCUUAUAAUAUCAACCCGGUGUUAAGGUUGCUCGAAAAGUGCGAGCAAAUGUAUGAAAGUAUGAAUGUAUAAUUUUUUUUUUUUUUAAUAUAAUUUUAGCAGGUUAAAGUUAAAAAAUGGUUUAUUAACAUGUCAACACUCUUGAAUCGCAUAUUUUUCAUUAAAUAGGAACCUUCAAGGAAAUCACAUUAUUUUCAAGGUUUUUUAUAAAUUUUAUAAAGUUCAAACCUUUUAAUUUUUAAUCUGGGACUAAUUUACCUAAUGAUCAGUGCAAUGACAAUAUAACUGGUUGUGAUGUAUUUGUAAAUUUUAUAGCAAUAAGUUAUUUUCAACCUAACAAGUAUUUAAUCUUCAGCAAUUUUUUUUAGAAGUGAAUCAAUUAUUUUGUUUAGAAUUAUAUUUAAUAUAGUAAUUAUACCCAAGUAAAAUUUGUUUA